GCGGCGAGGCACCACGCGCGCUCACGAGCUUACCCGACCGCUCACGGACAUACCCGAAGUUGACGCACCGGGAAACUCGGACGCAACAGCUGAUCGCAUCUCGCCCGCGCACGUUCGAGAUACUCGCGCUUCUAAGAACUUAUAAUCCGAAUGUCGUCGAAUUUGUAUAAAAUUAUUAGACGCCUCGUGACUCAGCUAAGAUGACGAAAGUCAAACUGAAGCCAAGGGCGACGUAGAAUGUGAACGAACUGAGGAAAAAUUGUUUUUAAUUGUGAGUUUAUGUGUUUGUUGUGUAUAAAGACUAAUUAGUUGUAACGGACUUCUUGCUAUUUAAAGACUGAAGUAAUAGACAUUUUAAUUAAAUCCAAAGAAUAAUUAGCAAUAAAAACAAUACUCAUUAUAUCGGGAAAAACAAAAGACGUUACAACAAAAGAAUCCAAUUGGAAGUGCGCCAAACAUUACCAUAAAAAAAACAAUUAGAGAAAGUAUCGCCAUACACAGAUCCCAAACAGUCAAAAUCCACAGACUAACAAAAAAAAGUCAGAGUAACACGCCGCGAAGUGAUCAAAUACAAAGACUAAUUAAACAAAUCAGAGUAACAAUUAGACACAGACUAGUUACCCGCGCCAGAGUAACACAAAUCAGUGUUGUCUAGUGAUGCAGUGAUGCACCUGCCGUACGAGUCGCGGGGCCGACGCCGCCGGGACAUGGACCCGGAGCCGUGGUGGCUUCAGUCCGUCGUCGACGAGACGCUGGCGGAGCACCCUGACCUCGGUGAGAACCAUCUAGUCCGCACCGGCAGUCCCGACUACAUGUGCUCGAUGCUGCCCCAGCACUGGCGCUCCAACAAGACCCUCCCCGGAGGCUUCAAGGUGGUAGCCCUGAGUGACGUCAUCGACGGCACGCUGGUCACCAUCCGAGCUGGGAACGAUGAGAACUGCUCCGCUGAACUGAGGAAUAACACUGCUGUUAUGAAGAAUAGGGUCGCGAAGUUUAAUGAUUUGCGAUUCGUCGGGAGAAGCGGGAGAGGGAAGAGUUUCUCGCUAACCAUCACGAUAUCGACAUCACCGCCGCAAGUAGCAACAUACCAAAAAGCCAUCAAAGUCACCGUCGACGGACCGAGGGAGCCUCGAUCUAAAACUAGUACAAACGUAUCACCGCACCAAAUCCGAAGCAUAGGCUUCCACAGACAGUUCCUAGACACGUCCCUCCCCAUGCGGGACAUGGAGUACAAGAGUGCCACCAGGAGCUUGCGGUCCUUGUCACACGAGGAGAGAGAGUACAAGACCAACGCCAACCUACCCGUUGGAGAAACGGGCGGCAACAUCCUUGGAGCCAGCGAAUGGAACACAGGGUACUCCUCAACUGCCGCCGUGUACCCAGCCUAUGGGACUCUACAGCCUACCUAUUACAAGCCUGAGCCAGCGAUACAUAUACCUACAGUUCUUCAAGACCUCCCCCUACCUCACAGUGACUACAGCGGCUUCCAAUCCCCCAGCUCCGGCUUCGUAAAAGGAAGCCCGAGCGGCGCGGGCGCUCUAACCGAGCUCAACCCCACCACCUCGCAACGCUACGACCCCAACUACUACAACUCCUGGCCCACGAACAACUACAACUUCAACAACUACCAAUACAACAACAUAAAUAACAAUCCAUCCUGUCUACAAUCGCACACACCCUACAUAAACUCGAACCCACAGAUGCUCCUACCCAACCUCUAUUCAACUGUAAAUCAGAACCAAAUACACGUACAUUUACACAGCGCAGGCGAUAAACAUAACUUAGAACAGUACACAAUACCCACAGACAUCAAAAUUAGUGAUAUAGAUGGCGGUAUUUCUAUAACGGCUGAACUACAGGGCGGUGAAGCCAGCGGGCUAGUUCCAAGUUGCGAGAGCAAUGAUGAAGCGAAACAUGGACUUUACGGUGGCAAUCAGGACCAAGUGUGGAGACCCUAUUGACAUUUCGUCAGAACAAAAGACAAUCUUAAUAUUGUACAUAUUGUGAUGUAACAUGUUCAAUUGUUAAGAGGUGUCCCUAUUUGAGCGGCAUCGCAUCGGUACGAGCAAUAUUAUAUGUCUGACUUGCUUAGGUUGCUCAAAUGGGCACACUUUUAGAAUAUUUACUUAGUUGAUAUAUAUUUAUAACUGUAUAGAAAUAAUCUAAGCUCAAUUAAUGUUAAACAUUAAUUAUAUUACUUAAUUAAAAUGUUGAUUAUCUAUUAGAUGAUGAGUAAGAUAAUUAAAAUAUAAAAAUAUA
Molecule: messenger RNA, 2259 nt
Organism: Leguminivora glycinivorella
Lineage: Eukaryota; Metazoa; Arthropoda; Insecta; Lepidoptera; Tortricidae
Product: protein lozenge-like
Exons: 6
Coding region: 666-1961 (431 amino acids)
Biological process (GO): regulation of DNA-templated transcription
Cellular component (GO): nucleus
Molecular function (GO): ATP binding; DNA-binding transcription factor activity, RNA polymerase II-specific; RNA polymerase II cis-regulatory region sequence-specific DNA binding
Source: RefSeq, a predicted model, not a curated record